Messenger RNA from Pungitius pungitius (ninespine stickleback), 1915 nucleotides. It is a transcript of the gene foxb2, whose product is annotated as forkhead box B2. The coding region runs from base 512 to 1477 and encodes 321 amino acids. The transcript has a single exon. The record is from RefSeq and is a predicted model, not a curated record. Gene Ontology annotation, biological process: anatomical structure morphogenesis; cell differentiation; regulation of transcription by RNA polymerase II. NCBI's taxonomy places the organism in Eukaryota, Metazoa, Chordata, Actinopteri, Perciformes, Gasterosteidae. Gene Ontology annotation, molecular function: RNA polymerase II cis-regulatory region sequence-specific DNA binding; DNA-binding transcription factor activity, RNA polymerase II-specific.
UGUGCUCUCCCCUGACGUGUCCCCUAAGUGUCUGGAUAACAGAUAACAGAGGCAGCGACCUGCGGGGGUCUUACAAAAGCGGCACUCAAAGAGUGGGAGCUUCGCACAAGAGGAGAGGAGCACACGCGAGACAGCGACGCAAAGUGGCCCCGCGCAUCAUCCAAGCGCCGCGUGGAAACAGAGAGGACCUCAUAACUUACGCGCAGACACUGACUUUUUACGCACGACACCAAGAGCAGAUUUUGACAGAGAGAAAAGUCCGUAGAAGAAACCUUCUUGGGAUACAGGAGCUUCUCACGGAUGUUACCUGACAGCGUAGGCCCCCACAGCCCACAGCUCUAAGACUAUUUACCAGCUUCUGAUCCAAUGGCUAAGAACUUUGGAACAGAUCCGUCAGAUGGAGACUGAUAUGGAAACUUUGAAGACAGCCUGUUGCAAUAUAUAGUUCAAUAUAUAACUUUAAAAACGCUUUUAUUUGAGGAUUCAUACUACUAGAAAAUAGUAAGCAGUCAUGCCUCGUCCGGGGAAGAACUCUUACAGCGACCAGAAGCCCCCAUAUUCCUACAUAUCACUGACAGCAAUGGCUAUCCAGAACUCAUCCGAAAAAAUGCUGCCUCUGAGUGACAUUUACAAGUUCAUCAUGGACCGCUUUCCGUAUUAUCGAGAGAAUACCCAACGAUGGCAGAAUUCCCUGCGACACAACCUCUCGUUUAACGACUGCUUCAUCAAGAUCCCCCGGCGGCCCGACCAGCCCGGGAAAGGCAGCUUUUGGGCUCUGCACCCGGACUGCGGGGACAUGUUUGAGAACGGCAGUUUCCUGAGGAGACGGAAGCGCUUCAAGGUGCUGCGGGCUGAGAUCAUGGCCUGCAAGAGCUCCCCGAUGAUGCAUUACUUUCACCAUCACCACCACCACCACCAGAGCAGCAAGCUGCUGGGCACAGCAUCUGGCCACCACGACCACUCGGCUGGCCCGGCGAGUGCCGUGGGUCGACUCCCCCCCUUCCAGGGUUACGGGGGCAUUACUUGCGCACAGUCCGGCGGGUUCAAACACCCAUUCGCCAUCGAGAACAUCAUAGGACGGGACUACAAGGGGGUGAUGGCCAGCGGGCUCCCGCUCACCUCGGUCAUGCACCACCUGGGUUACCCUGUGCCCCCGCAGCUCAGCAGCGUGGUCAACUCCAUGUGGCCACACGUCGGGAUGCUGUCGGAGUCCAUGGGGGGUGUGCACGUGCCCGCAUCAUCCGAGUACGUGCCCUUCGGCGUGUCGGCAAAGAGCCUGUACCAUAACGCCAACGGGCAAAGCCUGCCCGCCGUCCCUGUGCCAAUCAAACCCACCCCGUCCCUCGGUCCCGUGCCCAGUCUGGCGGGGCUGCAGCCCGGCCCGACACAGCUCUGCUCACCGGUGUCCGCGAUGGAGAAGGGCGACCUGCUGGAGGGGAAGGGCAACCCUCUUCACCCGGCUCUUCUGCUGUCCUAAUCGGGUAAAUUGAGGAUUUUUGAAAAGUUACUCACAAAAGAAGGACCUUGUUAUUGCAUGAAGUGAGAGAGGAAAAUGCAUAUCAGCUGCAUUAUAGAUGCAGCUGUAGAGGAGUUAUGAAAGGAUAACAUUGUGCUAUGUAAUGAAGUUGUUCACUAAACCCAUGUUGAUUGAAAUUAUGAUUUAUUUGCACAAGUUGUGAGGGCAUUUACCACAUACUGUAAUGUGGCACUGAUACAUACAAUCAGACAAAUAGAUACGCUGAACCCAAAGAAAGCUUUGAUCGAAGAGACAAAGAGUCUAAAAUGAUUCCCAAAUGCAAACUCUAAUUAACUCUGUUUAUUUAUUUUUUGCUCUUAUUCUAUUUAUUCUUGAUCAAUUACAGGCCUAUUGACAAAAGACAAAUAGGCCUUGAUGUUUUUAAUUAGGCCUGUUGCA